Molecule: messenger RNA, 3804 nt
Organism: Saimiri boliviensis boliviensis (Bolivian squirrel monkey)
Lineage: Eukaryota; Metazoa; Chordata; Mammalia; Primates; Cebidae
Gene: MATN1
Product: matrilin 1
Molecular function (GO): calcium ion binding
Source: RefSeq, a predicted model, not a curated record
GUGCUGGCUGCUGCCCGUGCUGCCAGAACCAUGAGGGGCCUCUCUGGUCCCAGCCUCGUGCUCUGCGGCCUGCUGCUGCUGCUCCAGGCUCUGUGCAGCCCUGGCCUCGCCCCCCAGUCCAGAGGCCAUCUCUGCCGGACGCGGCCUGCGGACCUGGUGUUCGUCGUCGACAGCUCUCGCAGUGUGCGGCCUAUAGAGUUUGAGAAGGUGAAGGUAUUCCUGUCCCAGGUCAUUGAGUCGCUGGACGUGGGGCCCAAUGCCACCCGGGUGGGCUUGGUCAACUAUGCCAGCACCGUGAAGCAGGAGUUCCCGCUGCGGGCGCACGUCUCCAAGGCUGCGCUGCUGCAGGCCGUGCGUCGCAUCCAGCCGCUGUCCACAGGCACCAUGACUGGCCUGGCCAUCCAGUUCGCCAUCACCAGAGCCUUCAGCGAUGCAGAGGGCAGUCGUUCCAGGUCCCCCGACAUCAGCAAGGUGGUCAUCGUGGUGACGGACGGGAGGCCCCAGGACAGCGUGCGGGACGUGUCUGCGCGGGCUCGGGCCAGCGGCGUCGAGCUGUUCGCUAUCGGCGUGGGCCGCGUGGACAAGGCCACGCUGCGGCAGAUCGCCAGCGAGCCGCAGGAGGAGCACGUCGACUACGUGGAGAGCUACAACAUCAUCGAGAAGCUGUCCAGGAAGUUCCAGGAGGCCUUCUGCGUGGUGUCAGACCUGUGUGCCACGGGGGACCAUGACUGUGAGCAGGUGUGCAUCAGCUCCCCCGGCUCCUACACCUGUGCCUGCCGCGAGGGCUUCACUCUGAACAGCGAUGGCAAGACCUGCAAUGUGUGCAGUGGCGGUGGUGGCAGCUCGGCCACUGACCUGGUCUUCCUCAUCGAUGGAUCCAAGAGUGUGCGGCCAGAGAACUUUGAGCUGGUGAAGAAGUUCAUCAAUCAGAUCGUGGAUACGCUGGACGUGUCAGACAAGCUGGCCCAGGUGGGGCUGGUCCAGUACUCAAGCUCUGUGCGCCAGGAGUUCCCCCUGGGUCGCUUCCACACCAAGAAGGACAUCAAGGCAGCUGUGCGGAAUAUGUCCUACAUGGAGAAGGGCACCAUGACCGGGGCUGCUCUCAAGUACCUCAUUGACAAUUCCUUCACUGUGUCCAGUGGGGCUAGGCCUGGGGCCCAGAAGGUGGGCAUUGUCUUCACUGAUGGCCGGAGCCAGGACUACAUUAAUGAUGCUGCCAAGAAGGCCAAGGACCUUGGCUUUAAGAUGUUUGCUGUGGGAGUGGGCAACGCCGUGGAGGAUGAGCUGAGGGAAAUCGCCUCAGAGCCCGUGGCAGAGCACUACUUCUACACGGCCGACUUCAAGACCAUCAACCAGAUAGGCAAGAAGUUGCAGAAGAAGAUCUGUGUGGAGGAAGACCCGUGUGCCUGCGAGUCCUUGGUGAAAUUCCAGGCCAAAGUGGAGGGGCUGCUGCAGGCCCUGACCAGGAAACUGGAAGCUGUCAGUAAGCGGCUGGCCAUUCUGGAGAACACAGUCGUCUAAGGCUGCCUGUCGCCACCGCAGCCUCUCCAUCUCCUCACCUCAAGUGUGGCUCCAAGCGUCCUGUGCGUGUGCCCUGUAGCUUCCCUGUAGCUUUGCCACUUUAGUGAGGGAGGCCAGCCUGGGAGUGGGAGGGAGUGUGUCUGGGUGUGCCUAUUGGGAGUGUGUGAUGGCAUCUGGGAGCACCUGUGUGUGCAUGUGGGUGUGUGCCUGAGGGGGGGCAUGAGUCCAGAAGCCAGAAUGUGAGUGUGAGAGUGAUAAUGCAGGGGUGAGUGUGAGAGGGACUGCGUUUGCAUUUUUUCCAAUCAAAAGCUUAAUAUAUUCCCAUUUUUUUUAGUUAACCCUUUGUUGACUCUGAGUGCUGUGAAUUUCUUUACUGAUUUCUCUGUUCUCUGAUGAGAAACAAUGAAAUGUGAUUUAACUUAAGCACUGAAUGGGGCUAGAGGCAGUGUGGUUAUUUGGGGACCAGGGAAAAGGAUGGAUGAAGAUGCUGCGGGAGGGGAUGGCUGGAAGGAUGGCAACAGUGGUGGAGAUGGUGAUGACAGCAACCACAGCAAAACCGGUGAUGUUUGUCCUGACUUUCCGGUUACGAAUUUAUUUCACUUCCCAGUAACCCUACCCAGAAAAAGCUCAAAUCAUCCGCAUUACAAAUGGGAAAGCUGAGAGUCUGAAUGAUGAAAUGACUUGCUCAGCAGUGGGUCAGUUGGAGAGACAGGACUUGAAUCUAGGACCGAAGAACAUCAAAAGAAAAAGGCAUCAGGGAAGAAGGGCGGUGACAUCAGAUAGGACUCAUUUGUUCAUUCAUUCAUUCAUUCACUCAUUCAUUCAGGUACCAUGUACUUCCAGAGCAGUGGGGAGGAUGGUGGUGUAUGAGACAGACAUAGUCCCUGCCUACAGGGGACUUUGAGUUGAGCAGUGUGCUCAUGUCACCCCACCCCAGCUAGAGGAAAAGAGCGUGGGUUUAGGUUGUACCAGGGCCUUGUGCCUCCUCUUGGUACCUGGGAGCCCAUGGGGUGACAGUGUGAGUGAGCUGAUGGGAAGGGCUCCAGCCUGGGCUUGGGCUGCCCUAGGUGCCUCUCCACUCCCGCCCCAGCAUACCCUGUUGGAGUUCUGUUUGUUUCCUGUCUAUUGGCGGCUUCACCCCAAACCCAAAACCCCCAACACAGACGGCAGCAGCCCCACCUCAGAAACCACACAAAGGAAAGACUCCCGGCCCCAUGUUCCCUUCCUCCAGCCCUACUUGGAGUCUGCAGGUCAUACUGUGAGAUCUCAGCCACCUCUCCCAGGCCCCUCUGGACUGGUGCCCCUCCGGAAUCUCCAUCUCUGGCUUCUCAGAAGGGGAGCUCUGGUGAUUUUGUGAACCUACCCUUGUUUAAUAGAGCAUUUGUAGUGUUACUACUAGUUUCACGCUUGAGAGCAUGUCUAAAAGGCGUUUACAAGAAGCUCAGAACACACCGAAAGAUCCUCUGCAGAGGCAGUUCAAAGAGGCAGAAUAACACCACCGACAGUACCCAAGAGCCACAUCCGCACAACAGCACAACGACAGCUGAGUGAUUUAACCAGGACACAGCCACACUCUCCCCCGUGACCGCACUCCACCUCCUGUGUGGUUCACCAAACCCUUUCUCUGUGCCUGUCCCUGGGAUAGGAGUUUUUCUGCUGCCCAAGGAGGUUCCUUGUCAUAGCUACCCAAGAAGUAAUUACUUUGCCCAUCCUUCCUUUCUUCUGAGAUUAUCCACCCCCCUCCUCACCACACAGGUGGGUCGAGGGAGAGGUAGGUGAGCUGACGUGGACGGAAAAGGCUCAGCAGUGUUUCUCCAAGGAGGAGGAGGGGGUCGUUAGCCGAUACCAUCGCCUGGGAGCUGGUGGGCAGAAGCAGCGGAUGUCCCUGAUGAGUGGAGUGAGAGAUGGGGUGGAAGCCCUGUCCGGGAAUAGGACCUCGUUCUUCCCUGCCCGGUGAAUGGUGUAGCUGGCAGGAUCUUGUCACCAGGCUCCGAGGAAGGCAGGGACCAGCUUCUUGGGGUCUUUCCAACCCAAACUCUUGCCCUUAACUCAUCAGUGUUCUCCCACGGCUACUCCAGGUCCUCAUGAAAUCUGUCCUGUCCAUGGACUUCCCACGUCUCUCUCUGCUCUAGGUCUGAUUUACAGAAGGUUUUAAAUGAAUCCCAGACAGAAAGAAAAUUGGCAUCUCCCUAGGGCAGCUGUGGUCUACUGACAGAUGGCACGUUACUUUGUAACCUAUAAUUUUGUUCUUUUUUGAAUUUUGUAUAAAUAGGACUAAACUAA